GCGACCCGGAGAGGGAGAAGCGAUGGGUGGAACUGUUCGACGAACUGGACUUGAACAGUGAUGGAGUCAUCGAUAUCCACGAGCUCCGGGUGGGGUUGGCGAAACGUGGGCUCUCCCGCCGCGCGGUGGACCGGCAGAUUGUCAAGGAGGGGGACAGCAACAAUGAUGGAGAGUUGGACUUUCAGGAGUUCCGGCAGUACCUCCGCUCCCACGAGGAAGAGCUCCGACUCAUGUUCCUCAGCCUGGACCGCAACAACGACGGUGAGAUAGAUGUAUCAGAGAUUCAGCAGUCCCUUCAAACUCUGGGAAUAGCUGUGAGUCUGAAGGAGGCUGCCACGAUCAUGAAGAGUAUUGACAGGGAUGGUAACAUGACCAUCGACUGGGAUGAGUGGCGAGAUCACUUCCUGUUCAACCCCAUACACAGUCUGGAAGACAUCUCUCGCUACUGGAAACACUCUCAUAUGCUGGACAUAGGAGACAACCUGACCUGUCCUGAUGAGUUCUCCGAGCAGGAGAAGAAGUCAGGGUUCGUCUGGAGACAGCUGAUGGCUGGAGCUAUGGCAGGAUCAGUCUCCCGGACCGGCACCGCCCCACUGGACCGCCUUAAAGUCUUCCUGCAGGUGCAUGGCUCGACCCCGGGGAACCCUGCAGGGGCCCUUGGGGUGGGGAACAUGGUCAGUGGGCUGAGGGCCAUGGUGAAGGAGGGGGGAUUCAGUUCCCUGUGGAGGGGCAACGGGGUCAACGUCAUGAAGAUCGCCCCCGAGACCGCCAUCAAGUUCUGGGCCUACGAACAGAUUAAGAGGUGGAUGCGUGGCAGUGAGGAGAGGGGACCUCUGAGGGUUCAUGAGAGGUUUGUAGCUGGGUCGUUAGCAGGAGCUACCGCUCAGACAGCCAUCUACCCUAUGGAGGUCCUGAAGACUCGUCUGACCCUGGGGAAGACAGGCCAGUACACCAGUGUGUUAGACUGUGCCAGACAGAUCCUCCACAGGGAGGGCAUCAUGGCCUUCUAUAAAGGAUAUGUACCCAACAUCAUAGGCAUCAUACCCUACGCUGGCAUUGACCUCGCCGUCUACGAGACUAUGAAGAAUGCGUGGCUUGCGAGGCACACAGAUUCAGCAGACCCAGGUGUUGUGGUGUUGGUAGGGUGUGGAACCAUGUCCAGUACCUGUGGUCAACUAGCCAGUUACCCUCUGGCUCUGGUCAGAACACGCAUGCAGGCACAGGCCUCUGUUAAGGGCGGCCCUCAGCUCUCCAUGCUAGGUCUGUUCCAGAACAUUGUGACCCAGGAGGGCGUGGCUGGCCUCUACCGCGGCAUCGCCCCCAACUUCCUGAAAGUCAUCCCCGCCGUCAGCAUCUCCUACGUAGUCUAUGAACACAUGAGGUGGAGAAUAGAGAAAUCUCUGGGAUAGGAUGACAACAUCUCCCUGUUGUGUGGUUGGUUGGUCCUGAAGAAGGAAGGGAUACGCCACUGGAACCUUGGAACCACCAGGACUUCUAGAACUGUUCAUAUUGGAACCACCAGGACUUCUAGAACUGUUCAUAUUGGAACCACCAGGACUUCUAGAACUGUUCAUAUUGGAACCACCAGGGCUUCUAGAACUUUUCAUAUUGGAACCAGGGUGACUUGAGAACUUUUCACAAUGAAAAAAGGACCAGUAGCAAUCUACCUGCCAUGACUCAUUGUAGGUGGAAGAAGAGGAUGAGGAAGAGGAGAAGACGAGGUGUUGAAGUCUUUCUUUCGAUGAUCUGAAAGGAUUGGGAUGUGCUUGUGGACACAGGAUUGAAAUAAACCUCUGCCUACGA
Molecule: messenger RNA, 1803 nt
Organism: Oncorhynchus gorbuscha (pink salmon)
Lineage: Eukaryota; Metazoa; Chordata; Actinopteri; Salmoniformes; Salmonidae
Product: calcium-binding mitochondrial carrier protein SCaMC-3-like
Exons: 11
Coding region: 231-1409 (392 amino acids)
Biological process (GO): transmembrane transport
Molecular function (GO): ATP transmembrane transporter activity; calcium ion binding
Source: RefSeq, a predicted model, not a curated record